Malaclemys terrapin pileata is the source of this 1661-nucleotide messenger RNA. RefSeq names its product ring finger and FYVE like domain containing E3 ubiquitin protein ligase (gene RFFL). NCBI's taxonomy places the organism in Eukaryota, Metazoa, Chordata, Testudines, Emydidae. The record is from RefSeq and is a predicted model, not a curated record. The transcript is spliced from 7 exons. Gene Ontology annotation, biological process: negative regulation of extrinsic apoptotic signaling pathway via death domain receptors; protein K48-linked ubiquitination; proteasome-mediated ubiquitin-dependent protein catabolic process. The coding region runs from base 178 to 1275 and encodes 365 amino acids. Gene Ontology annotation, molecular function: ubiquitin protein ligase activity. Gene Ontology annotation, cellular component: plasma membrane; cytoplasm.
UGGGCAGUUGUCAUAGCGCCGCCGCCGCGCGGGGCGGAGGGGGAGGUUCGGUGCAGCCGCCCGCGCCGUCCCCUGCCCCUGCCCCUGCCCCUUCCCCUCCCCCUCGCCGGAGGGGCGGGCCCGGGCCGGGCGAUACCGGAGACACCCCUCCCGGGAGCGAGGGGCAGAGCAGUUACUAUGUGGGCAACCUGUUGUAACUGGUUUUGUCUGGAUGGACAACCUGAGGAGAUGCAGCAGCGGCCGCAGCAGGGUGCCAGACCCCAGGCAUAUGCCAACCCAGGUUACAGCUCCUACCCUUCUCCGACAGGUUCUGAACAGAACUGCAAGGCGUGUGGGGUGCACUUUGAAAAUUCCUCCAGGAAGCACAUCUGCUUUGACUGUAAAAAGAAUUUUUGCACUUCCUGUUCAAGCCAGCCUGAAAGCAGUCCCCUUCUCUGCCAUCUCUGUCAGCGGUUCCAAGCCACAGCCUUUCAGCGGGAGGAGUUGAUAAAGAUGAAAGUGAAGGAUCUACGAGACUAUCUGGCACUACACGAGGUUUCCACAGAGUUGUGCCGUGAAAAGGAAGACCUGGUGUUUCUGAUUCUUGGGCAGCAGCCUGUAAUCACCCAGGAGGAUAGAAUACGAAUCCCGCCAUUAAACCCUGGCACAUCUGGACAGCAAAGCUUUGUUAUUCUGCCACAGACCAGCACAGCAUCUUCUACCUCACAUGAUGCCUCUCCAAUAUCUGCAGACUCCAUCUUGAGUCCAAUAACUCAGGAACAUCAACAGGCAAAUGGGCAUGUGCCUCCAAGCCCAGACGAUAUGACAGAAAUUGAGAAUGCAGCAGAAGCACCAACAGAGGAGGAGACACAGUCUGUUGACUCGGAGGAUAACCUGGUACAGGGGCGGAGGGCCUCUCUUUCUGACCUCACGAGUGUUGGAGACAUUGAUGCGCUCUCGGUGCGACAGCUGAAGGAAAUCCUGGCUCGCAACUUUGUCAACUAUAAAGGCUGCUGUGAGAAGUGGGAGCUGAUGGAGAGGGUGACCCGUCUUUAUAAAGAGAAAGACCUUCAGCAUCUGGUUUCUGACACGGAUGAUCAAAAUGUUUCCUCAGGCAGUGCUGGGCUCCCUAGCACUGAAGAGAAUCUCUGCAAAAUCUGCAUGGACUCACCAAUCGACUGUGUCCUGUUAGAAUGUGGCCACAUGGUCACCUGCACCAAGUGUGGAAAGCGUAUGAGUGAGUGUCCCAUAUGCAGGCAGUAUGUGAUCAGAGCUGUCCAUGUAUUUAAGUCCUGAGUGAGCAGGAGGAAGACCAGUGUUGCCUUAAAGCCUCAUUUGCUGUUAGAGAUGGUCAGAAUCUCUACAGGUAGGUCAGAGACUGGCACGUAGGACCUCACAAGAAACCCGAAGUUCAUAGGCGAGAUGAGGAAAGGAGAAAGCUUGGGGAAUUGUUCUGAUUGGAGCCAUUGAUGGCUGUGCCCUUCACACCACAGUGCUUUACCCUGCAGUGCCUAGACUCCGGGAGCCCGCUGUCAGCAGCAGACACAGAAAUAAUUAACAGCUUGCAUUCUGGGCUAGCUUGAUCAACUGCUGAUGGGGGGCAAAUCAUCACUCGGCUUUCCAAAACUAACACCAGAUUCUGAGGCGUAUUUCCUCCACAAUAAUAAAUAAGGUGGACUGCG